AUGGCUGGUCCCGGUGGUGGCCCUCCUCGCAAGAGCCACACCAAGUCUCGGUUCGGCUGCAAGACAUGCAAGCGGCGGCACAUCCGUUGUGACGAAACUUUCCCACAAUGCCGGAACUGCACCAAGCACAACUGUCGCUGCGACUACAUGGAUGUUGCCACGGUUCACGACGACGCAUCCUCCAUGCGCAACGUACCCGACCUGCUCAUGUCCGCCGAAAUCGAAAUGGAGAUCAAGAACUGGCAGUUCACAGGCGUCGCUCCGUUUGCUGAGCUGCUGCAGUUCCCGCGUACCUGCUGGACUAAGCUCUCGCUGACUGAUCUGCGCCUGAUUCAUCACAUUGUUGGCCUUUCUAUCGAUCUCCAGCGCCGGGGUCUCGCUAGCUGCACUAUUUGGGCGCAGAAGAUGCCUACUUUUCUCGCUAUUGCCAUCGCUAAUAUUUUGUCAUA
This is a messenger RNA of Aspergillus niger, 449 nucleotides long. RefSeq lists its product as uncharacterized. Gene Ontology annotation, molecular function: DNA-binding transcription factor activity, RNA polymerase II-specific; zinc ion binding. The annotation marks the transcript as partial. Gene Ontology annotation, biological process: regulation of transcription by RNA polymerase II. The transcript is spliced from 3 exons. Lineage: Eukaryota; Fungi; Ascomycota; Eurotiomycetes; Eurotiales; Aspergillaceae. The record is from RefSeq and is a predicted model, not a curated record.